UCCGUUAGCAACGGACGACGUUCAAAUAUGUAUCUGACGUGUGUGUUAAUGCUGUGUGCUGUUGUGUGGGCUGAAGAUCAGCCUACGGUGACUACACCCUUAGGAGAUCUCAAAGGGUACUUUCUGGAGACGAGAGGAGGCAGACAGAUAGCCGCAUUCACUAGUAUACCGUACGCAAAACCCCCACUCAAUGAUUUGAGAUUCAAGGCACCCCAACCUAUAGAGCCUUGGGAAGGAACCCUGGACGCAACGAUGACAAGUCCCGUGUGCGUCCAGCGCAACCCGUACACCCGGCAGAAGGAGGUGGUGGGGCAGGAAGAUUGCUUGUACCUCAACAUUUACACACCGCUUACGGGAAAUGAAAUAGACUCUGGCCGUCUCCUUCCCGUGAUGGUGUUCAUCCAUGGCGGGGGCUGGAUGUGCGGAGACGCUACCACACAGAUGUACGGGCCCGACUACCUCCUCGACAGGGAUGUUCUCCUAGUAGCCAUGAACUAUAGACUCGGCCCCCUCGGAUUCCUAUCAACACAAGACGAGCAGUGUCCCGGCAACAACGGCCUCAAGGACCAACAGGAGGCGCUACGCUUCAUACAGAAGAUAAUCCACAGCUUCGGUGGUGACAAGGAUUCAGUGACAAUCUUUGGGGAGAGCGCUGGUGGCGCUAGUGUGCACUAUCACAUGCUGUCAAAGACAAGUGUAGGUCUAUUUCACAAAGGCAUCUCGGAGUCGGGUACCGCGCUGGUGCCUUGGGCAGAAGCGCCCCCUGGGGAGGCUCUGCGGAAUGCUUUCCGUCUCGCCAAAUUCCUGGACUGUCCACAAGCGCCCUCUGACGUCAUGCUCGACUGUCUCCGCACUAGAGACAGCUACGAUAUUAUCAAUACAGAAUUUAAAUUCUACGAGUGGGACUACGAACCAAUGACCCCAUUCAAGGCAGUGGCGGAGCCCGACUUGCCCGGUGCCUUCCUGACCGCCAGCCCACGGAAAACGCCGUCCGUUGCCGCUGUACCCUGGAUGACUGGCCUCACUAAAGAUGAAGGAUGCUUGAAGUCUGUCUGGAUAACGGCCAACUCGAGCAGGUACCAGGAGUUCAUAUCCGCCUUCGAGGCGAUAGCUCCAGUGACGUUUUAUUACGACAACUCUCCGUACGCUGACGUCAUCACCGAUCGCAUCAAAGACGUUUACUUCAACGGCGGCGGACAGGAGGAGAUCAAGUCCGGGAUACUUGAAAUCUACACGGAUUCCUACUUCGCGUACCCAGCAUUGGAAGCUAUCGAAUUAACGUUCAAUUAUACGAAGAAUCCAGUGUUCCUCUACGAGCUCACUUACAGAGCUACGAACAGUUUCUCGCAGAUAUUCGGUGACGAGGAAGGCGACUAUGGUAUAUGUCACGCUGACGAGCUGAUGCAUCUGUUCCCUAUUCACUUCCUCUCGAAGCCAUUCUCCGAAGAGGACAGGAGGAUCAGUGAACUGAUCAUAACUAUGUGGACCAAUUUUGCCACCACCGGUGACCCGAACAAACCAAACAAGCUGCCAUUUAAAUGGGAACCAGCAACCAGCAGCAAGAGAAUGGAAUAUCUAGAGAUCGGAAGCAAACAGAAGAUGAGAAAUAACCUGGCAUCGCGCUCCAGGGUCUGGGGAUCUCUGCCACUGUGGCACACCAUACGAACGAGGAAGUUCAUUGACGAACUAUAGACCUUUAAGUCGAAUAUACUCCCUCUGAAGGCAAGUUUACACUUCUUAAAGCAAGUUUACACUUCUUAAGGCAAGUUUACACUUGUUAAGGCAAGUUUACACCUCUUAAGGCAAGAUUACACUUGUUAAGGCAUGUUUACACAUCUUAAGGCAAAUACACCUUUAAAGGCAAGGUUACACUUUUUAAGGCAAAUUUAUAUCGUUUAAAGCAAGUGUAUAAUUUCACUCCAAUUUAGGUGCAUUAACAUAAGAAAAUGAUUAAUAAGUGAUUUACGAACAAUAUUGUUUUUUUUAAUGUGAACCUAAGUUAUGAUUUGAUGAAAUUAUUUACAUCUAGUUUAUAAGUUCUAUAUUAGUUCUGAUUAAAAAAUAAAGAUUAUUUAUAACCUAAAUUAUAUUUUACUUGUUUCGAAUAAAUACGCACUGUCUUUGCACCACUAGUUUACCACAAUGUUAAAUUAGCUCAAGUCAAUCAGUUCUAUAUAUACAACCAGCUGAUCAGGAUUGGCUUCAUCCACAUCACAUUAUUAUUGUUUACAUUCCGUUAAACUUUCAAUUAUAAGUGACAAAAUUCAAAUGCACAAAUGACAACGAAGACCCUUUACAUUGGCUGAGAAUUGUUUGAGUGACCAUGGCAAACUUACUUCUUUGCUUCUAUUGAAAAAAAUGAAAAUGACAAAGUUUACCCU
Messenger RNA from Papilio polytes (common Mormon), 2381 nucleotides. RefSeq names its product venom carboxylesterase-6-like (gene be2). The coding region runs from base 28 to 1692 and encodes 554 amino acids. NCBI's taxonomy places the organism in Eukaryota, Metazoa, Arthropoda, Insecta, Lepidoptera, Papilionidae. The transcript has 10 exons. Gene Ontology annotation, molecular function: hydrolase activity. The record is from RefSeq and is a predicted model, not a curated record.